AAAGAAAAGAAGAAGAGCAUCCUGAAUGAUUCCCGGACCUCUGCAGUUGUCGUCGGUAACGUGAAGAGAUACACGCUAUAUUCCGCAAAGAAUUGGAAUUACAAGAUGGGAGAUCAGGUGAAUAACUUCCCUCCCAUCCCUCAGUUCAUGAGAAUAAAGCCGUGCUUCUACCACAACAUUGAAGAGGAAAUUCCUGAACCCCACCAGCAGUUGUUGCGCAGAAUCUACACACUAUGGAUGAUGUAUUCGGGCACGCUGUGUUUAAAUGUGAUCUCAUGUAUCGCUUGGUGGGCUGGGGGUGGAAAUGCCAUGAACUUCGGCUUUUCCCUCCUCUGGCUCAUCCUCUUCAGCCCGUGCAGUUACACCUGUUGGUUUCGACCAAUCUACAAAGCCUUCAGGGCCGAUAGCUCGUUCAACUUCAUGGCCUUCUUCUUCAUCUUCUUCCUCCAGUGUGUCUUGGCCCUCAUCCAGACUAUCGGCAUACCUGGCUGGGGAACAAGCGGCUGGAUUGUGACAGUGAUGUUUUUCAGCCAGAAUCUGGGCUCUGCUAUAGUGAUGCUUAUGACAACUCUGCUCUUCACUGUGGUCACCGCUUUAAUGGCACUGGUUCUCAUCAAGGUGCACAGAAUGUACCGCGGCGGCGGUGGCAGCAUGAAGCACGCUCAGGAAGAGUGGAGCACCGGGUUGUGGAAGAGCGCACCGGUGAGACAAGCGGGGUUCAACGCUGUGGCUCAGUCGGCCCAAGGCCCCAGCUUGCCCCAGUACCCGGCCGCGGUGCCCAGCUAUCCCGACAACAGUCACUGGUGAUAGCUGAGAGUUGCAUCUAGGUGGAGACAGACAGCCGGUCGCCUCUGCACAGCAACGCAACUCAGCACCAUAUCAUCUUACCCGUACCUGACAAAAUGCAUGGGUAUAUAUAUUAUUAUUAUUUUUGAAUGAGAAGAUAAGAUUGCUUUAAAAUAAUGUUUUAUCAAAUAGUUUUGUCAUAUCUUCUAAUGAUGCCAUUCCAUUUCCACUUUUGUUUACAUCUAGUUUAUUUAAAUGAAUGAGAGACACUUUUAUGCUCAAAAGUCUUGCAAUUAUGCAAUUGGAAUAUCAAAAAUAGUGCAAACUGUUAAGGAUAGCGGUAUAAGAAAGAUGUGUGCCUUAUGGAUCUUUAUGAUAGUUUUAUGAAAUGCCAAAUCUGCAUGAUAGGAAUCAUAGUGUGCCAAACAACGGAGUUUUUUUCUUUUCUUUCCCUUUUGUAACAAGAGCACGUCUGAGAACUGCACGAUUUGUAUUCUUAGUUAUUUUCUGUGUACUAUUCUGUCAGGAGUUCAGUUUAUUUUUGAUACGCUGUGCUUGAAUUCUCCAUGCUCGCCUGCUUUGGCUGUGAUAUCUUGAAAUGCGCCUUAAUAUUGCGUGCAGAUGAUUUUGUAUGUUAAAAAUAUCUUGCUUGACUUUCACCUUAACAAGCGCUGCCUUUAGUUGUUGUUGUUGCUGAACUGGACUUGUGCUUCAGUGAAGCAACGAUUAGAAACAUUUCAAAAGCUGUUGUUGGUGCGUAAUCCUCCCCUGUGAUUUCUCACGGAGCACUAAUUUGCCAAAACACAUUUUUUCCAUUAUUUUGAUGCUGUAAAAAAAAAAAAAAAAAAAAGGUCGCACCCAAAAGUAGAUGUUGUGUUCUCAGUUUGUGCAUUUCCAAAGCUGCACUGUUUGCUUUUAGUGGUUUAGCGCCCUGCAGUGACAGAACCUUAUCUGCUAUUACCAAGGUUCCGGUCACUUUCACUUUCCUCACAUGGACUGAAUUUCUGUGUCUGGGUGACUGCAGCAUGGUUGUUGCAUGCAGCCGAUCAUAGGAGUUGGACUGAACAGGAUUCUCUUAUUUUCAAUGAAGUGACCUCAUGUAACCGAUAUACAAAUGGACUGGAAAGCGGUGAAAUUAAAUCUUGCAUGUAAUUGUAGUCACAGUGUGUUUAAAUACAGUCUGGUACUUCUGGGCUGAUUCACUGUCAUUCUAACAAACAUCGGUAAAGAUUAAACCCAGUGACUGUGGCUUUGUAUGAAGAUAAUCAAGAAGUUGAGCUACUUUUAUUUUGGCUCAAUGACACAAAAAGUAGUUUACGGACUAACUGGAAGUAAAAGGUGCCUGCAGCCUCAUCGUUUGACUUGUUUUUCUUUUCUUGAUACGAAAGUGUCCUUCGUGGCCAACGGCCAAGAUUAGUAUUUUGAAAAUGGAUAUGUUAAAGUGACCUGUAAAUAUUGCACUAUUUCAAUAAAUAUUCUUAUUCGCA
Messenger RNA from Anarrhichthys ocellatus (wolf-eel), 2273 nucleotides. It is a transcript of the gene scamp4, whose product is annotated as secretory carrier membrane protein 4. Bases 106 to 807 code for a protein of 233 amino acids. The transcript is spliced from 7 exons. Gene Ontology annotation, biological process: protein transport. The record is from RefSeq and is a predicted model, not a curated record. NCBI's taxonomy places the organism in Eukaryota, Metazoa, Chordata, Actinopteri, Perciformes, Anarhichadidae. Gene Ontology annotation, cellular component: recycling endosome membrane; trans-Golgi network membrane.